GAACCUGUGAGGAGGAAGGGAUGGAUAGUAGCAUUCACCUGAGCAGUCUGAUAAAUCGGCACGAUGAUGAAGCCACGAGAACAUCUACCUCGGAGGGACUGGAAGAGGGUGAAGUGGAGGGAGAGACUCUCCUGAUCGUUGAGUCGGAGGAUCAGGCUUCAGUGGACUUAUCUCACGACCAGAGUGGAGAUUCCCUCAACAGCGAUGAAGGAGAUGUGUCGUGGAUGGAGGAGCAGCUGUCCUACUUCUGUGACAAGUGCCAGAAGUGGAUACCGGCCAGUCAGCUGAGGGAACAGCUCAGUUACCUUAAGGGUGAUAAUUUUUUUAGGUUUACUUGUUCCGAUUGCUCAGCAGAUGGCAAGGAGCAGUAUGAGAGGCUGAAGCUGACGUGGCAGCAGGUGGUCAUGUUGGCGAUGUACAACUUAUCUCUGGAAGGAAGUGGGCGUCAAGGCUAUUUCAGGUGGAAAGAAGAUAUCUGCUCUUUUAUUGAGAAGCAUUGGACUUUUUUACUAGGAAAUAGGAAAAAGACCUCAACCUGGUGGAGCACAGUGGCGGGUUGCCUCAGCGUCGGAAGUCCUAUGUACUUCCGUUCGGGCGCUCAGGAAUUCGGAGAACCGGGGUGGUGGAAACUUGUGCAUAACAAGCCUCCAACAAUGAGACCUGAAGGAGAGAAACUGUCUGCCUCUGCUUUGAAAGUUAAAGCAUCGUCCAAACCAACAUUAGAUCCUAUCAUUACUGUUGAGGGACUUAGGAAACGAGCAAGUCGGAAUCCUGUGGAGUCUGCCAUGGAAUUAAAAGAGAAAAGGUCUCGAACUCAGGAAGCAAAAGACAUUAGAAGAGCCCAGAAGGAAGCAGCUGGUUUUCUUGACCGGAGCACAUCUUCUACCCCUGUAAAGUUCAUAAGCCGAGGCCGUAGGCCAGACGUGAUUCUCGAGAAAGGGGAAGUGAUUGACUUUUCAUCCUUGAGCUCCUCCGACCGCACCCCGCUGACAAGCCCAUCCCCUUCUCCAUCCCUGGAUUUCUCGGCCCCUGGGACACCUGCCUCUCACUCUGCCACACCCAGCUUGCUCUCAGAAGCGGAUCUGAUUCCGGACGUGAUGCCGCCACAAGCCUUGUUUCAUGAUGAUGACGAGAUGGAAGGGGAUGGAGUCAUAGACCCAGGGAUGGAGUACGUCCCGCCCCCUGCUGGCUCAGCAGCCUCUGGGACAGGAGUUGGGGGCAGAAAGAAGGUUCGGGCACCCGAACAGAUAAAGCAGGAGGUAGAGAGCGAGGAGGAAAAACCCGACAGGAUAGACAUGGACAGUGAAGACACAGAUUCCAACACAUCUCUGCAAACAAGGGCUCGAGAAAAGCGGAAGCCUCAGUUAGAGAAGGACACGAAACCCAAAGGUCCCAAGUUUACUCCCGUGAGCAUCUAUGAGGAGAAGCUGCUCCUCAAGAGGCUGGAAGCAUGUCCCAAUGCAGUUGCAAUGACCCCAGAAGCUCGGAGGCUGAAGCGGAAAUUGAUCGUCAGACAAGCGAAAAGGGAUCGGGGGUUACCACUGUUUGACUUGGAUCAAGUGGUUAAUGCUGCCCUUCUACUGGUUGAUGGGAUUUAUGGCGCCAAAGAGGGAGGAGUCUCCAGGCUUCCAGCUGGACAAGCCACGUACAGAACAACCUGUCAAGACUUCAGAAUCCUUGACCGCUACCAGACUGCCUUGCCAUCCAGGAAAGGAUUUCGACACCAGACCACAAAGUUUUUGUAUCGUUUGGUAGGAUCAGAAGAUAUGGCUGUGGACCAAAGUAUCGUCAGCCCUUACACUUCUCGGAUCUUGAAGCCUUAUAUCAGGCGUGAUUAUGAAACAAAGCCGCCUAAACUACAGCUCCUGUCGCAGAUCCGCUCCCACCCGCACAGGGGUGACCCUCACUGGACGCCCGAGCCCGACUCGCCUCUCGAUUACUGCUAUGUACGGCCGAACCACAUCCCCACGAUCAACUCCAUGUGUCAGGAGUUCUUCUGGCCUGGUAUUGACUUGUCUGAGUGCCUGCAGUAUCCAGACUUCAGUGUUGUUGUCCUUUAUAAAAAAGUCAUCAUUGCCUUCGGCUUCAUGGUGCCCGAUGUGAAAUAUAACGAAGCGUACAUCUCAUUUCUGUUUGUCCACCCCGAAUGGAGAAGAGCAGGGAUCGCAACUUUCAUGAUCUAUCAUCUGAUUCAGACCUGCAUGGGCAAGGAUGUGACCCUUCACGUCUCAGCAAGCAACCCCGCUAUGCUGCUCUACCAGAAGUUUGGAUUCAAGACUGAAGAAUACGUUUUAGAUUUCUAUGAUAAAUAUUACCCGCUAGAGAGUACAGAGUGUAAACACGCGUUCUUCCUGAGGCUCCGGCGCUGACGUGAACAUAGCUCUGCACAGAGAAGCCACGUGCUCUUAGAGAACAGGUCGUCACGGAGACCCGAGGGCAGGUGUUCAUUUCACGGUGUGGGUUCUAAUCUUCUCUGCGAUUAGACAGUCCUUCAGACCUCGCAGCCGAGGCGAGAAAAGUGGUGGGUGGUGGAAUGAGUAGUGAGCAGCCCGUCAGCAAAGUCACUUCCAGUCCGCCCUGGGGAGGCCUUUAGCCAGCACCUUGGACUCCACAAUUAACUAAACCUGGGUGACGUGCUGUCCUCCUUCCAGCAAGCAUGACAUUGUGUAAGAGUAAAAGAGCAUCUCAAUUGAUGCUCUCAUUUUCUUUGCUCAUGGUGGAGCAUGUGCGCACACAGGUGAGAGAGAGGGAGGGAGGAGCACCCUCUACAGGGUCUGGUCACACCAUAACCUCCUCCCCCAGUCCUCCACCCAGCUGAUCUGGGCACUUUCGCACAUGCCUGACAUGUUUCAGAACAGCCACACCAGGGACUCAAACCAGGUUGUCACGUGGAAUCCAGUUCUCUCGAGCAGCACACGACUGCUGCCUCAUGGAGCCAGCCCUAAGUGGAUAUUCUUGGCUAUAGAGAAUGUGUCCUGAUUUAAAGGAUGAGAAAAUGCGAUAGCUAUUAAAGAUUCUCACAAUGCCCGAGAGGUACCGCCCUGUCCUGGGACAGUAACAGAUUAGGAGAUGAUGACAUAAGGGGAUUCCAGCCUGUCCCUGGCCACUGAUGUGUUUCAUUGAAUCCAGGAGGGCUUUUAAGGCCUGAAGUUCUGUUGUCUCUCUUGUUGACUUUGGUCACAGUCAGUAAAAAUAAACGUUUGUGUCUACACGA
Tupaia belangeri chinensis (Chinese tree shrew) is the source of this 3214-nucleotide messenger RNA. RefSeq names its product lysine acetyltransferase 14 (gene KAT14). Bases 21 to 2369 code for a protein of 782 amino acids. NCBI's taxonomy places the organism in Eukaryota, Metazoa, Chordata, Mammalia, Scandentia, Tupaiidae. The transcript is spliced from 10 exons. The record is from RefSeq and is a predicted model, not a curated record. Gene Ontology annotation, molecular function: histone acetyltransferase activity.